Messenger RNA from Necator americanus (New World hookworm), 4602 nucleotides. RefSeq lists its product as uncharacterized. Gene Ontology annotation, molecular function: ubiquitin protein ligase activity; protein binding. The record is from RefSeq and is a predicted model, not a curated record. The transcript is spliced from 31 exons. Gene Ontology annotation, cellular component: early endosome; membrane. Bases 1 to 4602 code for a protein of 1533 amino acids. NCBI's taxonomy places the organism in Eukaryota, Metazoa, Nematoda, Chromadorea, Rhabditida, Ancylostomatidae.
AUGUUCAAAGCAAUAAUGCUCGCCUUGCUUCACUUCCUUGUUGGAGCAGAGUACAUAUUAUGUAUUUACAGAGCUGAUUCCAUUAGACCGAUCGGGCUCGAUCGCCGAGGAUUUCCUUCUUAUUCCCUGGUUGAUAUGUCUGACAUGGACAUAUCAUAUGGAGGACCUGAUGGUUAUACGGAUUCUGAGUUGGACGAAGAGCUAUAUCGACUGUUUCUGGAGGAAAAUUACGAGUUGGACACAUCAUACCAGGUUGGCCAAUGUGUUUCUGGGUGUUUUUCAUCAGUUCAAUACACUAUCGGGAAGCUUAUCCUUGUCACUCUUUUACAAAGAUUUAUUGGUUUCACAUACCUCCCAUCUGCUGUAAAGCAUCUGUCCUCUUUAUUGUUGGGGAUUCUAGUGCUAAAUGAUUGGAUUCCAACGAAAGAGUUGUUUCUCGUGGUUCUUGCUGGUGCUAUUUGUUCUGUAUUGCUAAUAAUGAGAAAUUUACCAUGGAAAGGUUUCACCAUUACGAGCGCAUGUAUUGUCUCUACACUUUUAUUGCAAUUCUACUUCUCCCCUUCGGAGUUCGUUGCCGUCCGAGGGAUUCUCAUGAUACUCGCUAUGAAAAUCUCAUCACUAGCCUUCGAUAAAGGUCCCAGUGCUCGUCUUGCAGACCUGGGCACAUUUCUUGCGUAUCUUUUCAACCCUGCCACUCUGAUUUUUGGACCAUUUCAUACGUUUUCCGAUUUUGAGAAAACCCUUUGCAGAAGAUCACUCAAGGAGGAACUAUCAUUUUGUGUCAGUGGCAUAGCUUUAAUAUUUAUCGCAUUAUGCCUGUUGAUCUACUCUUCAUGCGUGACGCUGAUUGUUCCAAGUGAAAGUGUUUUUGCUGACUACUUUACAGCGCAAUCUUUCAGGACAAGCCAUUAUUUUGUUUCUUUUCUUUCCCAAGGUCUCCUUUCGUUAUCCGGAAUGCAUCUGUCCACAUGUUCACCAACGUCGGUGGAAUUCCCGCGUUCUCUUGUUGAUGUUGUUGUGGCAUGGAACAUACCUAUGCAUCGGUAUCUACAUUCGUAUAUAUAUCAAAAUUUAAUAGUAUUUGGUCCUGCAACGUGCGUAUUUGCUGCUUUCGCAGUGAGCUCUCUUUUACAUGGAUUCAACUUUCAAAUCUCUGCUGUUUUAUUGUCGUUGGGUUUCGUUUGCUUUUUUGAGAACAAGAUACGUAAUCGAUUGUCUAACCGUUUUUCUAUGUGUGUACGUGCUCGUCCAUGCAAGAAUUGUCAGCAUAAAAGAGGAUGGAAUUCCUGGCAGACUAUGCUCGUAAACGUACUGUUCUUUGUUCAUGCAGUUUACCAGCUGAUAUAUCUUGGUGCUCCAUUCGACGACCAAGGGGCUAGUGAAGGGUGCAUGACUGAAACCGUUGAGUCGUUGGUAGAGAUCGAAACCGCGUUAAGCCGUCUGUCUAAGGAGUUGGACCAAUUCGAGGGAACAUGGGCAGGAAACAUAUCGAAACUGCUGGCUAGCGCUGAGUUGUACGAUAGAGAGUUGUUAUCCGAUGACGCUUCUCCUGAGAUGUCUGUGACUGCGCAGAUGUUGUUGGAAGAGUUGGGUACAAAAGGUGAAGAGACGCUCACUCAAAUGCUCGCCCACCACAAAUCGUUGCAUCACAGUGUGUCGCAAAUUGGCAAGGACAUCGACAAAUCGACUCACAAAGAAAUAGGCGGUUUAAUUCGCAAUGAGAAGGACAUAGAACGAGAUCCAAAAUCCCAGCGACUAGUUGAUGGAAUGGUUUGCGACUAUUUGAUGACAUGCGGCCAUACAAGCAUUGCGGAAAUACUUGUAAAAGAAGCAGGUUUGGGAGGACGCAUUGAUGGUUAUCUCGCUAACCGCAAAGUUAUUGAUUGGAUCAUGGAGGCAUUGAAAAGUCAGGAUAUUGGACCGGCGAUUGCAUGGCUGAAGCAAAACCCACAUAUAGACGCAAAGUUACAGUAUGACCUUUUAAAACAACACAUGGUCGCAUUGAUUCAGGAAGGUCGAAGAAUCGAAGCAAUGCAGUUUGGGCGUCAACUGUCACCAUUCGGAUACGAGCAAGAGACCGCUCAAAUAAUGGGUGCCAUUGUGAUGGGAAGGGAUCGUAACGAUCCACGCUAUGAGGCACUAUUUAGUCCAUUGGCAUGGCCUGCUCUGGAAUCAAGAAUGUCUGUCGCGCUCGCUCAAAGCGACACACGUUUCGGAAAUGUGAUACUGACUGGAAUGCGUGCGGUGCCUAUUCUGGUGAAUCUCAAGCAAGUGAUGGUUAAUCGUCAGGAUCACCUGUUCAGCGGGGAGGAGUUGCCCGUUGAGGUUAAAAUUGAUGAAUACGUGCAUUCCACUUUUACAUGUCCUAUUCUUCGUCAACAAAGUACCGACAGUAAUCCGCCUAUGCGACUUACUUGUGGUCAUGUUAUAUCUAGGGAAGCUGUUAGCAAAUUGUGCAGUAACCACAGAAAUAACCGUCUUAAAUGUCCAUAUUGCCCGGAAGAAUCUCACCAGAACGAUGCGAAACAGGGAUUUUUGUGCAUGUCUGUGUCAUCAGUGUCGUUUAACACAGACGUGAAUGUGAGAUACGAAAGAUUGUCAACAGAAUAUGCCAAACUUCGCUCACAUGUAAAAGUUCUCAGUGAAGGCGUUUUCUCUGAGAGAAGGAAGAAUGAAGCAUUUAAUGAGAGAAUUCUCGAAUUGGAGAGGCAGCUCCAUAAGGUGAAUACUGAGAACGAAAGCCUGACGUUUCGAAAUGACCAACUAGUGAAACGAGUGGAAAGCCUACAAGAUGAAUUAGAAACAUUAUCUCAUUCUAGAGGAGGAUCAUUGAAGAAAGGAAAAUUCCCGAAGAAAUCGAAGGACACUAAAGAACUUCUCAGUGAGUUAGGAACGUUGGGUGAACGAGUUCUUGUUCUAGAGGAAGAAUUACAGAAUAAGAUACAACAAAACGCGGAAUUAACUAGGAAAAUGAGCGAACUCGAAGAGAAACAUGCGGAGGAACUCUCUUUACUUUCCACCGAUUUCACUCGAAAACUGGAAGAGGCUGAGUCUCAUAAGUUUGAUCCUGACCGGCGGAGAGAACAUAAGCCGGAGAGACCUGUUAAAUCUGUCAAACCACUAGAGCAGUGUAUUGAGUUCUCUAACAUUCUCGCGGAGUCACCUUCACCACCUCCACCUCCGAUCAACGAGGCAUAUUUGCAAGUUGCUGAGUCAACUCGGAAUUUACUACAAGGUCUAUCGACCUUGUUUGAACUUCUCUAUCAGCGCACUCAAGUGUAUCCUUUUGACGCUACCCUGGAGACUUUGCCAAACCACGUCAAGAAGCUUUCUUCCGAACUGGUACAAUGCUCCCAGCUGUUUUCAUCCCCUAUAGAAAUUGUACAACGAUGUAUCCAGAAAGCGGAAUUUCAGUGGUCCACGGAUGUUGCUGAGCUUCAUUCUGCUCUCAAAGUGAUCGUACGACAUUGUAAAGUCAUGAUGCCUGAACUACUAAAAAGACUUGCUGCGGAAGAGAACAAAGUAACGUGGUGCGAUUCUCAACUUGAAAAGCUGAACAACACUUGGUGUGCGGACUUAUGUCACCUCUUGGCAGCGUUGGAUUCGGUUUCUUCUGUCUUAGCCAACACGUCUUCAACUGAUGGUAAUGAAGGAGAGAAAUUAUGUGCAGCGCUAGAAGAAGGUGUUGGUGUUGUUAAAGAAUUAGAGACAACGUUUGCUGCACGAUGGACUAUAGAAUCGCGUUUUCCAACAGCGACAAAAAGGAUUUGUUGUAUUGGUACAGCAACAUCCCACUGUCUAUCGCGUUUGGUGAAUGAAGCAGGAAAACUGUCUGCGAGGGUUCAUGCAAUCAAUGGGCUGUUUCUGGAAAACGGUAAAGACAAUGUAGCAUCUCCGGGAGACGUCUUAGGAAAGCAUGGCUAUAAUCCGUUUGACGAAUGUGAGGAAGCCGUGGAAGAAUCUUCUGUAGAAGAAGUGUCAAACUGCACGAUUGGUGUCGACACAUCUGAUUUGGUGCAAGCAUCUGCUGUAGUGUCAGAGAACGUUAACAACAGUCCAGCCUCCUCAACAUCUUCUAAGAACGAAAACACCUCGAUCCAGCUAAUGGUUGACUGCCUCAAAUCUCGAGUUUGUGCGUUAGAAUCAGAACGAGAAAGUCAUUUGGUUGACCUGUCACUGCUACGAAGAAAACUAGAAAAUCUAGGAAUGAAAGAAGCUGGAGAUGAUAGGCAAUCAGAGCUAGAAAUGCUGAAGCAAGUGAACAGAGAACGCCUACGAGAAGUUACGGAUAACUUGCAGAUCGCGCAGUGUGCGACGAAUUAUUAUAAAGGCGAAUGCGAAAUACUUCUACGUAAGUAUUUUUUGUGUGUGGAAGAGAAACGGGUCCUGGAGGAGACAGUACGUGAUAUGAGACGUGAAUUAUCGUCCUUAACGGAUGAACUCGCUUCCGUAAGACGAGGAUACGACAGCCAACUCUCGCAAAUGACGGAACAUGUUGCGGAAUUGAAUGGGAAACUUGCAUGUAUUGAAAAGGAGAGAUCAGAACAGAAGACUCCUGUCACACCACAGAGAAGCGGGCUGAAAUCGCUAUUCCUAAAGUGA